AUGUUUGUACCAGCGGUGCCAAAUUUACGCCGAAAGCGCCGGAGCGCUUGGUGUGCGGGCAAACCACAAAGACCUCCAGUACAAGCGCCGCGUCUUCGCGCACUAUCACUGAGGUCUGCAAGCACGCGCCUGGUGCCGUUGCCACAAGCUACGAGGCGCCUCUGGCAGGACUGGUCUGCGCGUCUGUUAUCCGCAGAACUGUUUGCACGCCUCGCGCUCGAGCGCUUUCCUCAGGUCGUGGAGACGAAGCUCCAGCUGAAUAGCCUCGUCCGACGGUUCCGGCGCUUGAAAAGCACGCGUGGUACGCUGGUUGUCGUCCACGGCAUUAAUCCGCGAGGCGCAUUCGACCCUCGUCUGGAACACGUCGCCAAGGCGUUCGCGGCUAUUGGCUUCGAUGUGUUUAUGCCGAACGUUCCGGCAUUGGAACAGCUGCUCGUACAGCCAUCGGGAGUCGACCAGAUCGAGCAGCUCGUUCUGAACCUGACACGGCAGCGUGAACUCUGCCCCGAUGGUCGACUGAGUCUCUUUGGCGCGUCCAUAAGCGGUGCCAUGUCCUUGAUUGCUGCGACGCGUCCGAGCAUCCGAGACAGGAUUAAAGCUAUCUGCAUUGUGGGCGGUUUCGCGAGCACCGCCACGGUGAGCGAGGAAAUCCUCAAGCUUCCGCCCGAUGCGGACGAUUACGGGCGCAACGUCAUGUUCUAUAACUUUGUGGAAUACGCUCUGGGUCCGAACGAUGCCCUGAAACAUGCUUUCUAUUUAGCUAUUCAUGACAAUCACUUUUUGCGAAGGGGCACUGCUGCCGAGGCGCUCCCCGGAUACCUCGCACAGGUCGAUGCAGAGGUGGCGUCCACGUACUGGCGCCUCCAGAAUGACGUCCCGUACCGGAUGCACAUCGCCGAGCGCGUCAUGGCGGAGACCGCGCAUCUGAUGCGCAUCCUGAGUCCAGUCGAGUAUGUCCACGAUUUGCGUUGUAGUCGAGUUGUUCUCGUGCACGGAAAAUUUGACGAAGUCGUCCCGGUAUCGGAAGCCGAGCUUUUGUACGCCAAAUUGCGAGCAGCGGGCAUGGACACAGCGCUUUGUAUUACCGGUUUUAUCGGGCACGGAGACAAAGUGCUUCCGCCCGAUUCUUUGGGCGUCGUUCUGCAGGACGCUUUACGAAUGGUGGACACCUGGGCGUCCUUUAUCGAAGCGGCUGCGCAGCGCGAUCGUCGAAAAGACCUCCGCGUUCACGCAUUCGAUACCACACUGUAA
This is a messenger RNA of Cyanidioschyzon merolae strain 10D, 1251 nucleotides long. RefSeq lists its product as hypothetical. Bases 1 to 1251 code for a protein of 416 amino acids. The record is from RefSeq and is a predicted model, not a curated record. NCBI's taxonomy places the organism in Eukaryota, Rhodophyta, Bangiophyceae, Cyanidiales, Cyanidiaceae. The transcript has a single exon.